Sardina pilchardus (European sardine) is the source of this 2274-nucleotide messenger RNA. RefSeq names its product glutaminyl-peptide cyclotransferase (gene qpct). Lineage: Eukaryota; Metazoa; Chordata; Actinopteri; Clupeiformes; Clupeidae. Gene Ontology annotation, molecular function: glutaminyl-peptide cyclotransferase activity; zinc ion binding. The coding region runs from base 81 to 1130 and encodes 349 amino acids. The transcript has 7 exons. The record is from RefSeq and is a predicted model, not a curated record.
CCCCUCACAUGAUCUUUGACUGGAGCCGAGGAGCUCACCAGGAAUGAGAGCUGAGACGAUAUAGGAGCGCAUUUACAGCCAUGCAUACGCUCGCAGUGAUCUGCGUGUUUUUGGCAACAGUCGUGCACAUCAGUGCCCAGGAAGGCUUAAUUCCGUGGACUCAACAGAGGUUGUUCCACAAGCCCAGUACCCUGACCGCUGACAGCCUGAAGGAUGUGCUGGCCCACACGGACCUGACGCGCAUGUGGCAGACGGACCUGAGGCCGCUGCUGGUCACGCGCUACCCUGGCUCCGCUGGAAGCCUGGCCGUGCAGAAGCACAUCAAAUCCACCCUGAGUGGCCUGACGGCAGGUUGGGAUGUGAGCGAGGACUCCUUCCGUGCCCAGACGCCUUACGGCCAGAUGCCCUUCACCAACAUCAUCGCCACUCUCAACCCCUCCGCGAAGCGUCGCCUGGUGUUGGCGUGCCACUUCGACUCCAAGUACUACGCCCCCCAGUGGCACGGCAGGGAGUUCCAGGGCGCCACUGACUCCGCUGUGCCCUGUGCCAUGAUGCUCGAGCUGGCGCGUGCCCUGGACCAGGAGCUCAAGACGCUGAAGGACUCUAAUCCAGACCUGACCCUGCAGCUGCUCUUCCUUGACGGUGAGGAGGCUCUGUUCCAGUGGAGCGACACAGACUCCCUGUAUGGCGCGCGGCACCUGGCGCAGAAGAUGGAGGAGACCGCCCACCCUCCAGGGGCCAGCGCCUCCAACCAGCUGCACGCCAUCGAUCUGUUUGUGCUGCUGGAUCUGAUCGGAGGCCCGUCUCCGCGCUUUGGAAACCAGUUCGCCAACACGGCCAGAUGGCUCAACAGGCUGCAGAACAUCGAGCGUCGCCUUCAUGACUUGGGCCAGCUGGAGGAUCAUCCAAACGAAGUGCAAUACUUCUGGCCAGGUCUGCCCGUGGGUCCAAUCCAAGAUGACCACAUUCCAUUUCUACAGAGGGGGGUGCGGAUACUUCACCUUAUCCCCACACCUUUUCCCUCCGUCUGGCACACAUUCGACGACAAUGAGCAGAACCUGGACCGACCCACCAUCCAGAACCUGAACAAGAUCAUACAGGUCUUUGUCCUGGAGUACCUCAACAUGUGAACUAGCCUACAGGUUCCCAUCCCAGGUCUCAUGGUUCCCAUCCCAGGUCUCAUGGUUCCCAUCCCAGGUCUCAUGUUUCCUAUCCCAGGUUCUCCUCCGCCUUCGCAUUUCAACUUUCUCGUAUAGCCUUCUAGAAACGCUCUGUCCUCCUCGCAGAGAACUCAUCACAGCCAAAUCUUGUUCUGGUUCUGGCUCUCUGGGUCUCUGUGUGUCCAGAAUAAGAAGUCUGGGCUCACACAGCUCCCCCUCCAGAACCUGUGAACUGUGUGCUUGCGGUAUACAGGGUCCUCUCUGUGUUUGCUUCCAACAGAGCUGUCUUUAUGCCCCUCUCAUCCUUCCCCCUGCCACAGACCCACCUUUGUGCUUAUGCUAACGUGUUAUGCUAACGUUCGUCCCUGCAGAACUCGGCCGGGGAGAGCAAUAGGCUUGAAAGUUUAGAGCAGUUGUCAGUGUUAUGAGUCAGUGUUCUCGUGUACUUUGGUACGUUGUGUUACGACAGCUUUAGCAACAUGUUGUGAAAAAUGAAAUGGUGAUCUAUAAAGUUAGCUGUCCACCGAGGAUGAAAAUGUACUGUAGUUAUGUACUGUAUGCUGACAUGGUUCCAUGUUGAUUUAUUUUUUUUGCUAAACAUCAAGAAACAUCUAUAAACCAUCUACAGUUUCAUCACGCAUUUGGUAUUGUAACCAGUGACAAUAGAUAUCAGUUCGGAACAUUUAUCAGUGCAUUUUACCCUCUUUGGUCGAUUCAAUGAAAAAGUGAAGCUGACCUCUGUAAUGCAUGAUCAGUUGUGUGUCUCAGUAGCCACAUCCCGCUGAAACGGUAACUAGACGUUGAGAUCAUGUGGUAAUUGAGACGCUACUGUUGUGAAAGCCAUAAUGUAUUUUUCUAGUAAUAUCAUAUGUGGAAUGUAUAGUUGCUCAAAGCUGCUAGCGCAGUGCAGUGAUGUUGAGUCACUGAACACGUCUGUUCAUCAAGGGAACUUGCUGAUGUACCUUUUCAGGACACGUUUAUCCAGGAAUUUCAUGUUUUUUAUUGAUCCUUCCUGUUCCUUGACCUCUGUUGACGUUGCAUAUCGAGGUCAAACUGUCAUUUUCUUCAAAAUAAGCAAUCAACUCCAAAAUAAAAAAAAUAGAGACUGAUAAAA